AUGAAACCCCGAAAAGACUCGGCAUCCCUGACGACCCAACUCCCGCACCCGACACCUCACCACCGGAUCCUCAUCGACAAGUCCAACGAGAUCGCGUUUACCGAAGAACCCCGGUCGAGGUCGAUCUCGUUUGGGUUCAGAGGGUGGACUGACAGGGCUAAAGGACAAGCGGGAGGCGGUGGGAGGGAGAAGGACGAUUGGAUGGACUUGAAUUCGACGGGGAAACGCGGGUGGAGGGAUGUCUUGAGGACCGUCCCAUCCCGCCUAACACCUACCCAUCUCCUCCUCGCAGCCCUCCUCCUAACAUCCUACUACCUCGGCCGAAUAACAGCCUCGCCAUCAUCCCGACUACCAGGCCCGAUAACGAAAUUCACAGUUCCUCCUUCCCUCUUCGUCCCUCCCGUACCAUACCCCCCUUCUUCCUUUCCCGACUCUUCCACAAUAAUACAUCAGAAUCGAAAUCGAAAUCCCAAUCAGAGAGUACCCAACAUCGUGCACUACGUCUAUUCCCUCAAACCGACCCCUCGCCAAAAGUCACAACCGGGGGGGAUCCGGGUGGAUGAAGAAGGGUACUUUGAGAUGGGACAGGGGGAGGAGGGGGAAGAGUUCCCUUAUUACGCUUAUUUGGCGGUGAGGAGCGUGAUCGUGAAUCUGAAGCCGGACGCGAUUUAUUUUCACCACUUUAACACCCCCACCGGACCGUGGUUCGACCUCCUCCGUCCGCACCUUACUCUGGUACCGGCGAGGGUACCUACAAAGAUAUUCGGAAACGAGUUGAGGCAUUUCGCCCAUCGGUCCGAUAUCAUCAGGCUGGACGCCUUACUGCAUAUGGGCGGGAUCUACCUGGACAUCGAUACCUACGUUAUUCGACCGUUUGACGAAUUCCUGGGAUACCCGGUCACGCUCGGGAUGGAGGCUGCGACGGAUAGCAGGAGACAAAAGUUGGAUCCCGAGGGAUUAUGCAACGGAAUCAUCGUCGCCGAACCGCACGCUUCGUUCUUGGAACGUUGGAGGUCGAGCUACGAAGAUUUCCGGCCAGACGAGUGGGCUCAACACUCGGUCGCUCGACCUUGGGAGAUUGCACGGAGAUACCCCAACGAGCUAAACGUACUGGAUACGAGAGCGUUCUUCUGGCCCGGUUGGUGGGGUGAGGAAGUCCAGAUGGUGCACGAGACGGAUGAUUACGAUUUCCACAAGUCCGGGCAGUAUGCGUACCAUGCCUGGGAAUCGCUGGCGAUGAAGUAUCUGGAAAAGCUCGACCCGGUAUCGAUCAAGACGAGCGGGACGAGUUUCAACAAGAUGGUCCGCUCGUUCGUUGGACCUACUGACGAGGCGGUUUAUGCCGAAUGGAAACGGGCCAAGCUGCGCUAGAGGUCCCCAGGACUCGACGAGUCAGAGUGUAUCAUAUCAACAUCGUCUUACCGUAUCAGAUCCGGGGGGAACGUGGUCUCCCUGAGCUUGUCCUGCACUUGCGCUAGAGCUA
Filobasidium floriforme is the source of this 1483-nucleotide messenger RNA. Its product is annotated as nucleotide-diphospho-sugar transferase. The coding region runs from base 1 to 1371 and encodes 456 amino acids. The transcript is spliced from 9 exons. Lineage: Eukaryota; Fungi; Basidiomycota; Tremellomycetes; Filobasidiales; Filobasidiaceae. The record is from RefSeq and is a predicted model, not a curated record.